Messenger RNA from Cydia fagiglandana, 2766 nucleotides. Its product is annotated as clavesin-1. Gene Ontology annotation, cellular component: membrane. Bases 138 to 1013 code for a protein of 291 amino acids. Gene Ontology annotation, molecular function: phosphatidylinositol bisphosphate binding. The transcript is spliced from 6 exons. The record is from RefSeq and is a predicted model, not a curated record. NCBI's taxonomy places the organism in Eukaryota, Metazoa, Arthropoda, Insecta, Lepidoptera, Tortricidae.
UCGUAUAUAAGGGGCGCGAAGGCGCGCGCGCGCACACUCGCUCGCACCUCUCUCGCGCCGCACGAUCGAUUUCCCGCCCUUUGUCAUUUCCACCGGCGCGCGAGUUCCUCUACGCGAUCCAAGCGAGUUAAACCGCCAUGAGUUCCACGGACUUCCGCCUGGAGCGCAGCCAGGAGCUGUCGGCGGAGACGCGCGCGCUGGCCGAGCAGGAGCUGCGCGAGACCCCCGAGCGCGUGCGCGAAGCCCUGGAACGUCUGCGGGAACUGCUCAAAGAGAACAAGGACCUGAACUUUGCGGAUGACGAUGAAACGCUUACAAUCUUUCUACGUCCCUGCAAGUGGUACCCGGAAAGCGCUCUCGCACUGAUGCGAAGGAUAGCAGAGUUCAAGCGAGACAAUGCGUCGUUGCUAGACGGGUUGAUGCCCGACCACGAGAAGGAUGCCUUCCUCAACCACAACGUGGUGAACGUCAUGAAGGGCCGCGACCACAAGGGUCGGCGGGUGCUCAUCGUCAACGCCGGAGGUUCCUGGGACCCGAAGAAGGUGAACGCGGACCAGCUGUUCCGGCUGUUCUACCUGAUCCACGAGGCCGCCAUGCUGGAGCCAGAGUCGCAGGUGCGCGGCACCGUCGUCAUCAUGGACUUCAACAACAUGGGCUGGACGCAGACAAUGGGGCUGACGCCGUCGUUCUCGAAGCGGCUGCUGACGUUCAUCCAGGACGCCAUGCCGCUGCGGCUGAAGGAGGUGCACUUCGUCAAGCAGCCCAUGGUCUUCAAUGUAGUCUGGAACAUGUUCAAGCCCUUCGUUAGGGAGAAGCUCAAGAACAGAAUCUUCUUCCACGGCUCGAAGAUGCCGUCGCUGCACAAGCACCUGGCGCCGUCGCACCUGCCGGCGGACUACGGCGGCGAGCUGCCAGCCAUCGACUACCGCGGCGCCGAGUGGUACCCCGUCAUCAACGAGAUCAUGCCGCACAUCGAGAAGUGGAACUCCUUCGGGUUCGCAAAGACCUCGUAAAUGCAUUUAGUGGAUUUUACUCCUCGGUGAAGCGCAUUUGUCUGCAUGGUGUCGUGUGUUGACAUAUAUCGUCGGGUGACAAGCAAAAGUCACUAACUAACACCAUUGAAAUUAAUGGACAAUAAACCGUGUUACACAUGUAAUAAAGUGCAUUGUUACUUUAAUUUUUUGAUAGUACUUAGUGACGUUUGCUUGUCACCCGACGAUAUUAAAAUUAGUGAUCCAAGAGACUCGAGCCUUUAGCUCUUGUUUUAGGGCUCGCUUCAUCUCUUAACGCCUAAAAGGCUAAAAGCCUAUUUUACUAAUUAAAUAGAAAAGGCUUUUAGCCUUUUAGGCGUCAAGAGAUGAGGCGAUCCCUAAAAAAGAGCUAAAAAGGUCGAGUCUUUUGGAUCACUAAUUAAAAUUGAUCUGGACUAUGCAAAAAAUAGUCUGAACAAUAGUUUAACACCAGAUAAACUUCCAAGAUCUAGGUCCCCGAGGUCUCAAAUAGGUAUCUCGAAUUCCUAUAGGACUUUAUUAGAUAAGCAAGUUUAAUAUGCGUCAACACAAAUGUCCCUUUCACACGUUCAACAAAUGCUCUUCGCUAAUGUUGUAAGUAUGUGGAUAAGCCACGAACUGUAUACAAAGACCCCUUGUAUUCGACAAGCCGCUCCCGCGAGGUGUAAAUGGAUUCCUUUCACACACGACCUCGAGGUCCUAAGAUAAAGGGGUCAGAGUAGAUUAAUAGAAGAUUGCCAUAAACAAGUGUUUCUAUACAGCAAGCAUACAAAGGCUGCUGUUCAGAUUAGGGUUCUUAGUUAAUUACGUAAUUAGUGUCGCAUGAAUGCCCAUGACAACUGUUGUGAAUGUCUUUAUGGAUUAGUUAUGUAGGUAGCUAUUUUAAGUUAUUGUAAUAAUAAUCGUUAUGAAUGGUCGGAGCAGCUGCAAUGUUUUGAGUGUGAUAUUUGAUGCAAAUACAUAAUUAUUACACAAAAAUUGCAUGUCUUCGUUUUACUUCGAAACGAGUGGUUCAAAAUAUUAUUGAAAUAUAUGUUUGCAUAAUAUUACGGAAAAGUGAAUAUCAUGACAUUUAUAUACUAUGAAUGAAAAAUAUUUUAUUAAAUUACGAUUUAUACAUACCUAUAUAAUUUAUGCUCAAAUGUGGUUCGAUUUAUAAUUGUGACAUGAAAUUGUGUGCCUUUUACAAUUAUGAUUCAAAUAUACAGAGGCUGUGAAUGUUAUGUAGUAUACAUGUGCCAGUUGAUUACCAUGUUCACCAAAAUGUAGGUUUAGGUAUAAGUCGUCAACUUGUAUGUGAUAUACAUUAGAAACAUGGGCAAAGGAGACAACUCUCUAGCUUCGUGGAUAGAUUUCAUACAGUAAUUAUACAGGAUGAAAUUUUAACCACUAGCCAUACUCUGCGUAGUGACUUUAUAGGUGAUACUAAACAACUUUUAUUAUGGGACCAAUGUGAUGCCGCUGAUUUCUAUGGGACAGCCAAUUUUUUUUGCGAUUUCGGCAUUAGUCCCGUCAUAAAAGUUGAUCAGUAUGAGUAUGGCGAGUCGAUAAAAUUUCAAUCUAUAUGUCUAGUUAUCUCAUCACCAAAAAUCAUUCCAAGAAUUAGCUUUCGAAUUCCAUAAAAAAACAUGUUUUGAUGUGUUAUAUACCUGACUUGCUCAAAGAAUAGAUAUUAUGUAAUUUAUGUAUAUAUAUGUACAUGAAAAAGUGUCCUUUUAGAAAUCUGUUUUAAGUAAAGAAAGUUUAUAGGAAGUAA